AUGUCUAAUACGGAGCAUGAGAGCGAUAGGGAAUUAAGUGAUGAUAGUAAUACAAAAAAUUCCCUUUAUAAAAAAAUAGCAAAUUUGUCUAAGAAAGCACAAGAAUUGUCAAUUUUGUGUGAUAUACCACUUGGGCUAAUUAUUUUUUGUCCGGGAGAAGUUAUUUUAUGGCCAACUGAAACUCAAGUUAAGGAAAGAUUUGAGAAGUAUUUAAGUUUUCCUGAGUUCCUAAGGAUGCCUAAUCUAGUUACACAUGAAUCCAAUCUUGACAAAAUGAUGAAGGCCCAAGAAGAAAACAUUACAAAAAUGGAACAAAAUAAUAAGGAGAAAAAAACAGAGUUAUUGUUUAAUGAAGUUGUUGAGGGAAAGAGCUUUUAUGAACUCGAUGUUGAAGAACUUAAAGGUCUGAUAAAUCUAGUUGCUCUUAAAAAGACUAAAGUUGACGAGCGAAAGAAACAACUACAUGAACAAGAUGAGCCAAUAAAAGGUGACAACAAUAUUGGAGAGAAGAAGGAUGAGCAUCUCAAAAAUUAA
Molecule: messenger RNA, 534 nt
Organism: Solanum stenotomum
Lineage: Eukaryota; Viridiplantae; Streptophyta; Magnoliopsida; Solanales; Solanaceae
Product: agamous-like MADS-box protein AGL92
Exons: 1
Coding region: 1-534 (177 amino acids)
Molecular function (GO): DNA binding; protein dimerization activity
Source: RefSeq, a predicted model, not a curated record